AUGUUGUGCGUCCUGUUUCUACUCUGUGGGCUCAGCGGGCUCUCCACAGACUACGAUUCUGAAAGGCUGCAUGUACAAAUCACAGUUCCGGAGAAAAUACGGUCAAUAGCAAGUGGAGGACGUGAAUCACAUGUGUCCUACAACAUUGUAAUUGAAGGGAAAACAUAUACUGUGAACCUAAUGCGAACAACAUUUUUACCUCAUAAUUUUAGAGUUUAUGGCUAUAAUGGCACAGGAAUUAUGAAACCUCUUGAACAACAGUUUCAGAAUUUCUGCUACUACCAAGGAUAUAUUGAAGGUUAUCCAAAUUCUAUGGCGAUCGUUAGUACAUGUACUGGACUCAGGGGCAUACUACAGUUUGAAAAUGUUAGCUAUGGAAUUGAACCCCUGGAGUCUUCGAUUGGCUUUGAACAUGUUAUUUAUCAAGUAAAACAUAAGAAUGCAGGUAUAUAUUUAUAUGCUGGGACGGAUAUAGAAUCAAGAGAUCUGCCCUAUAAAAUACAAAGUGUAGAGCCACAAUUGGAGUUCUCUCGGUAUGUAGAAAUGCAUGCUGUAGUUGAAAAAAAUUUGUAUGAUCAUAUGGGCGCUGAUACGUCUGUUGUCACUCAAAAAAUUUUUCAGUUGAUUGGACUGACAAAUGCUAUUUUUACUUCAUUUAAUAUUACAAUAAUUCUAUCUUCAUUGGAGCUUUGGAUAGAUGAAAAUAAAAUUCUAACCACUGGAGAUGCUAAUGAGUUAUUACACAGGUUUUUAGUAUGGAAAAGGUCUUAUCUUGUGUUACGUCCGCAUGAUAUGGCAUUUUUACUUGUCUACAGAGAAAAACCAAAUUAUGUUGGUGCAACGUUUCAAGGGAAGAUGUGUGAUAAAAACUAUGCAGGAGGUGUUGCUCUGCACCCCAGAACCAUAAGUCUGGAAUCACUUGCAGUUAUUUUAGCUCAGUUACUGAGCCUUAGUAUGGGGAUAGCUUAUGAUGACAUUAACAAAUGCCAGUGCUCCGGAGCUGUCUGCAUAAUGAACCCAGAAGCAAUUCAUUCCAGUGGUGUGAAGACCUUUAGUAACUGCAGCAUGGAAGAUUUUGCAUAUUUUAUUUCAAAUCCAAAAUCUCAAUGUCUUCAAAAUCAGCCACACUUAGAUCCAUAUUACAAACAGGAAACUUGUGGUAAUGGAGUAUUGGAACAAGGAGAAAGCUGUGACUGUGGGAGUGAACAGGAGUGUAAUGACAAGGGCAAUACAUGCUGUAACAGUGGAACGUGUACAUUCACAGACGGUUCAAAUUGUGAUGAAGGACCAUGCUGCUCAAAUUGUGUUUUUUCUUCAAAAGGAACGGAGUGCAGGCCUGCCAUCAAUGACUGUGAUCUCCCUGAAUACUGCAACGGAUCAUCCGCACAAUGUCAAAGUGACGUCUUUGUUCAGAACGGGCACGCGUGUGGAAACGGUCAGUGGCUCUGUGUUGAUAAAGUAUGCAGGAGCGGGAAGCAGCAAUGUGUGGAUACAUUUGGCUCAGGUGCAGAAUUUGGUACUGAAGAAUGUUAUAAUCAACUUAAUUCUAUGACUGAUCAAUCUGGGAACUGUGGUUCAGGUCCUUCAGGAUAUGUACAGUGUAAACCUAAGGAUCGGAAGUGUGGAAAAUUACUAUGUAAAUAUGGAAAUGAUAAUUUAAUUGUAGUUCACAAUGCCACUAUUAUUUAUGCAAACAUAGAUGGAAAUAUCUGCAUUGCUCUGGAAUAUGCCCAUGAUGAUAAAAACAGCAAAAUGAUGUGGGUAAACGAUGGAACUGUUUGUGGUACAAAUAUGGUUUGCAGAAAUAAGGCAUGUGUGAGCUCUGCAUACUUGGAUUAUGACUGUACUGAAGACAAAUGCAAUAAUCAUGGUGUAUGUAACAACAAAAAGAACUGUCACUGUGACACUGGGUAUUUACCUCCAAAUUGUGAAACUAUGAAUGAGGGAUGGCCUGGUGGGAGUGUUGACAGUGGCAAUUUUCCAACUGGAAGAGUCAACAUUCCUGGUAAACCAAAAAGGCACUACAUUGAGAACGCUUACCAUUCCAGACCUACAAAAUGGCCAUUUUUCUUACUCAUUCCUUUUUUCAUUAUUCUCUGUGUACUGAUCGCUAUACUGGUAAAAGUGCAUUUUCAAAGAAAAAAAUGGAGGACUGAGGACUAUACAAGCAAUGAGCAACUUGAAAGUGAGAUAGAAACCAAAGAGUAG
Messenger RNA from Cynocephalus volans (Philippine flying lemur), 2208 nucleotides. RefSeq names its product ADAM metallopeptidase domain 2 (gene ADAM2). The transcript is spliced from 21 exons. NCBI's taxonomy places the organism in Eukaryota, Metazoa, Chordata, Mammalia, Dermoptera, Cynocephalidae. Gene Ontology annotation, cellular component: plasma membrane. Bases 1 to 2208 code for a protein of 735 amino acids. Gene Ontology annotation, biological process: male gonad development; cell adhesion; proteolysis. The record is from RefSeq and is a predicted model, not a curated record. Gene Ontology annotation, molecular function: metalloendopeptidase activity.